GGGCCUAUCAAUGUGCUAAAUGCGGUUCUGAGCAUGGUGUGCCCUUUAAAUGCCAGCAGUGUUCCUUCACGUGUUGCAACAAAUGUUGGGAGAAUUCCUUGAAGCUUGCCAAAAAGUGCCCAGAAUGCCAAGCGGAUACCAAGAGAAGACACUUGGCCAUAUCUUACUGGCCGGAUUCCCCCGUGAAAGACACAUAGAGUGAACACAUGAACUGCUCAACCGCAUCUACAGACUCUUGUGUGGAAGAGGAACAACAAAAGUUGUCAGCUUUCCCAGCUCCCCCCCCCCCCUUGAGGUUCCUCUUCUCUUAAGAGAAGCCACCAUGGUCUUCAAUGUUACCAUUCCCCAGAUAUUUGAGUCACUCAAGUGCUCCUGUCAGUUUCAGUCAAUCCAGAGGCAUUUAAAUCAGAGUUAACAUUUUAUUAUCUUUUUCUAAUGAUGCCCUUUGCAGUGAGGCCGGGUACCACAAAGCCUAUUGUCUUUAUUAUGAGAAAAUUAAAAUACGGACUUUUGUAA
Molecule: messenger RNA, 516 nt
Organism: Thamnophis sirtalis
Lineage: Eukaryota; Metazoa; Chordata; Lepidosauria; Squamata; Natricidae
Source: RefSeq, a predicted model, not a curated record